UGCACUUUCUCUUUCAAAAAACCAAAAAAAAAAAAAAAGAAUCCAAAUUUUUUCACGAAUUCAAGCAUUUAUUUUGUUGUCAAUCUCUUCAUAUUCACGAAAUGAGCUAGCAUUCUUCAUUCGUGUUAGGCUCGUAGCUCUCUCAGCAGAAUCCAGCACAAAAACGCCGUCGUUCUAGCCGGUGCAACAGUUUUUAUCAUUUUUUAGUUACAGUACAGCCUGUAUGCUUUAAUUCUGAAAAUCCCUCAUUGCAGCAAUAAGAAAGACAAGCAGAAAAGAAAAUGAAGGGACGAAUUACAGAAGACGAAAAGAACGAGAAAAUCAUUCGCGGCCUCCUGAAGCUUCCCGCCAAUCGCCGUUGUGUCAACUGCAAUGGCCUGGGACCGCAAUAUGUAUGUACAACUUUUUCGACAUAUGUUUGCGCAACAUGUGGUGGAAUACAUCGUGAAUUUACACAUCGAGUGAAAUCAGUAUCAAUGGCUAAAUUUACUUCAGAAGAAGUUGAUGGUCUUCAGGGAGGGGGAAAUGAGAGUGCAAAGGAAGUUUAUUUCAAGGAAUGGGGUUCACGACGUCAAUCUGUUCCUGAUAACAGUGAUAUUGAGGGACUUCGGAAAUUCAUUAAGCACGUGUACGUGGAUAGAAGAUAUACUGGUGAGAAGAGUGUUGACAGGCCUCCGACUCCGAAGAAGGUUGAUAGGGAAGAUUCUUGUACCCAUCGCAGUGGCCUUCUUAGUCUGCCUUAUUUGGAUAUCUAUGAACGACGUAGCAUUGGGAGAUCUAGAACUAGUGAAAGAAGUGAUGAAAGAGAUUCCAGAAAUAUUUAUGAAGAAAGAAGAAAUCCUGGACAUGGUAAAGAAUCUCAAAAGCAUGGUGAUUUUAGGAGAAUUUCUUCCAAUUUUGAGGUGGUGGAUGACAGAUUUCGAGACCAUACAUAUGAAACUUCGAAGUCAGAGGCCAACUGGUUUUCUAACAGGGCACACAAUCUGGAUAGAAAGCCCUCAAUCCAGCAUAAAGCACUAGAUUCAUCUAGGCCCCGAGAGGUGCGUCCUCUUCGGGAUAUAUUAGAUAGAAUCCCAACCAUGAGACUAAGUCAAGCUCUUAAAGGAGAUGGUGGUAGGCUUUCCAAUGGUUCUGUUCAUGUGGAGAGGACUGCAUCUAGUAUUAGAACAAGACAAGAUGACAGGAAUUCUAUGGAACCUAAAAGGCCAAAUUCUAUGGGACAUGAAAGGAAAAAUUUAGGAAGCCCAGUUAAAAUCAAAUCUGACCCUGAGCCAGCUUUGCAAAUGCAACAAUCACCAAAAUAUACUAGUCAGUAUAUACCAAAACCAACAAGUUCACCAAAUUCGAAUAAUUUGGUGAGAAUUGACUGUCAUACUGAAGGAAAUCAAUCAAAGGCUGCUUCAAAUGUAAAAAGCCUGGAUUCUGUAGUUCCUGCAGCUAAAGCAAUGGGGAAUGUGUCAGCAAAACCUAGUACUGGUGGUGUGCUCAAUGCAGUAAUCCAUCACUUGCCUAGAACGCCUAGCAGUAUCGGUGUUUCUCCUGCUGCACCACUAAGCAAUGUGCUGACUUCAUCCCCUACUUCCAGUUCUCCCAGUCCAAAAGCUGCCCUAGUGAGUGCAGCAUCACCAUUAACAACUAGUGACGGCGGUUCCUCUAGUGAGGCUAAUCAUGUGAAACAAGGGCAAGGCAUUCCACAGCCUCAGUGCUCUAUAUUUCCUGAUACUGCCAUUCAAUCUACUUCCUAUGUACCCUCUGGCAGUCCAAAUUUGCAAUCAUCUCAAUUUGUUUCACAGCAGAUUCCUCAGGCCUGCUCUGAAGUUGUAUUUGAGUCUCUUCCUUCAGUGCAAACAUUGAGUGGGAAAAAGGAAUUUACAGAGGGUCAUGGGACUAGUCCUGCAGUCAUAUCGCAUUCUGGUCAGUCAGAGCAGAAAUCUAGUGGAAGAAAAGAACUUCCACAGCACCUUUUUGCAGCAACUUACUCACCAGCUCCUGUACUAUCCCCUGGGUGGCAAUCAGUUCAAGCCCAGGGCAUGGGUUACUGCUUGCAGUAUUCUUCUUCAGUGCAAGUGCCAACUGUGUAUCAACCAGCAAAAUCAGCAAACACAUUUGAUCUUAAUAACGGGACACAUCUUCUUCAAUCCCCAAUGUUGUCUUCCAUGGCUUCUUGGCAUGGAGCUCAACCCAAUGUAUUGGCACCCAAAAGUGUAAUGCAGUCAACCAGCCAUGUUUCCCCUUCUGCACAAUGGAUGCCAGCACAGUCAUCACCUGAUGGGGGAGUGCCUUUCCAGCCAUUCUCAAGCACUGCAGGAAUGCCUUUGAGUUCAUACAUGCGGCAACAAGUACCCAACAAGCUGUCACCUCCAGGAUGUCAAGGAGUUGAAGUAUUGGGAAACAAUCUGGCUGUUUUCAACACUUUAAACACCAAUCAGCAACCUGGUGGCAUAUUCUCUAUCCCUGCAAUCCACGGGUCUUCUUCUGUCGGAGGAAACCCAUUUGCAUAAUUUUUCAGAAAUAAGGCUGGUACUUAACAACAUUUUCUCCUUGCUGAAAAUGAUAUUCAAAUUUUUUACCAACGAAUGUGAUGUGUGUGUGUGUGUGUGUGUGUGUAUACAUAGCCCAAAAGGUUUAAUUUUGGUCAUGCAAACUUAGUGCAAAGUUGAAAGAAUAAGAAAGGAAGGGUAUGAUUUGAUGGCGUGA
This is a messenger RNA of Theobroma cacao (cacao), 2697 nucleotides long. RefSeq lists its product as uncharacterized. Gene Ontology annotation, molecular function: GTPase activator activity. Lineage: Eukaryota; Viridiplantae; Streptophyta; Magnoliopsida; Malvales; Malvaceae. The record is from RefSeq and is a predicted model, not a curated record.